AUGGACCAACACAAUAAUCAGGGCUUCGGCCAGUUCUAUGUCGAGGACUAUGGUGCAGCUGCCGGCACCAACGAGACCCUGCAAGGACAUGCGCACGGCGAGGAGAACUUCUCCAACUUUACUCAGGCGAACCUCUGGGAGUCCACGAACCCGGCCUUCCAACCCCAAUACACCACCUCCGGCGUGAACCAUGGCUUCACAAACGACUAUGCCAAUGCUGGCUAUGAGCAGCAAGCGGCGUUUCAGAAUCAGGCACCCGGUCAAUCGCCGCCUCAGUUUCAAAACUCACAAUAUGGCGGCAUGUUCAACGAUAUGGGUCAGCCAGCUCAAUUCCACGACUAUAGCAACAACUUCAGCGCCCAGCCCCCUCAGGCACAACACCCCAACCCCAGUCAUCAGACCACGAUCAGUCAAGUCAACCCAGCAGGCUUGAGUUUCGUGGGACAACAGCAACCAUCCCAACCGUAUCAGCAAUCUCAUCCUCAGCAAGCUGGUCAGCCGGACCAAUUCCUCCAACACCAAUUUGUGGCUUACGAACACGGCGACCACCGCAUGUCCCACUCCAUUCCUCAGAACCAACACGGCAAGAUGAAUGCGCAGCCACAAAUCGCUCCUGCAUUGCAACAACCCCAGGGCGUGCCAUACGACACGUACCAUCAGACCAGCCAGCCAGCCCAGUAUUCCCACCAGCCUGACCAAGGCCACUUCGGGGCUCCGUUCCAUUCCUUUGGAAUCCAAGAGGCUCGAGUUCAGUCUUCGGCUUCUCCGAGUAAUGCUCAGCCUCUGGCACCGGCCUCGAAUCGAACCCCGCAACAGGUGAGCUCACUGCCACCCCAGCAGAUGGCACAAGCCCAGGGACAUCCCCAGCAGCCUCUUGUUUCCGCACAGCAGGUCAUAGGAGCAGCCUCAAAUGGGAUGCCACUUCAGCCCAGCGCCAAGCCAUCGGCCCGGGCAGCACAAGUCAUCGACGGUCCACCUCGGGUAGUCGAAGAUUUGGUCAAGUCGCGGUCUAGGGCUCAGGAAGAAGAGCUGUUUCCUGGUGUCCCGUAUCUUGUCGUCGGCUCUCCAAGGAUGGCAGAGCCUGUCAAGGUUCCUGACAUGCCCAUGGUUCAACUCGAUAUGUCUCGAAAUCUGGGACGUGCCCAUCUCGGCCAGAAACAGCCUCUGGCUUGCGAAUUGAUCAAGACUUAUACAGACGAGGCGACCGAACACCCCGAAAACCGAGACGCCCUGAAGGCGCAAUUGAUUCAACAGUUUAAGCAACAAGGCAAGACCGUGCCUUGGAAAGCGUAUGGUUUGAAGGGCUGGGGUCAAGCUGGCAAAGACGCAUCGCCAGAGGCCGAUGAGUCCGAUUAUGAAUCCGAAGUUGAAGAAGUUCGCAGCGCCACCCGUCCUAGUGACCCAGUCGAGGCAGCCGCCUGGGAUGCGAUUGGUAUAGUGUAUCUCGAUGCAGAGGCUGCCAAGGACAAGAAGAGUGUCGGCGCAGCCGUCAAAGCCUUUGGCGAUUUCAUCAAGAAGAUUCGCGAAGAUAUCAAAGCUGAGCCUGAGACCAAGGAUCCGAAUGUAUUGAGUCCAAAUCAACAGCGGUUGUUAAGAGCAGUCGAGGCGGCGGAGGAGAAAGGCGACGACCAAGUGCUGGUCAAUCUUGGAGGAAACAACCCUCUGAUUUCCAACUUGGUUUUCAGCCUCCAUAAUCUGCCCAAAACCGCCGAUCUCUCGGGGGAGUUGCCGAAAGCUGUACUGCGGUUGUUGUCCCGAUGCUCUUUGCACCAAGACAUUCUGGAGAAGGUCAAGUUUCCUCGGCUUGAGAAGCGGCUGAUGGAAAAGGGGGAUGACGAGGUCAAGAGGCUGGUCAAGAGUGUCCAUAAGGCAGUCAAAAGGGACGACAAGACCGACAUGGCCCGCAGCUCCUCCCAGCAAGGCGCCACUCAUCCCGCAUCUAAGUCAUCUGUAGCUAGCUCCGACACGUCUACGGAGAACGGGACAGCUUCCAAGGCUGCCAGGCCGGCUUCACGGAUACCCUCCGACACUGCGUCAUCCAAGCGGCCCCGCGAGGACGAGCCUGACGCCCGAGCCUCAAAGAAGUUCGCUGCGGAUCCUGCAAAUGGCGCAGCGCAAGCGCCUUCGAAGGCCUCACCUACAAAGAAUGCGUCUACCGUGACCCAACACACAGUCGCCCCCGCCAAGCCCUGGAGUGGAAGCGCGCUUCUUCCCGGGAAGACCAGGCCUGCAGUCAAACCGGCAGCUAAGACUGACGGGCUAAAAACCGAAAAGGCCGAGCCUUCAAAGACCGCAGCACCCAAGUCCGGAGUUCUUUCCAAGACUGACGUGUCCAAGUUGGUCGCCACCAAACGCGACCCGCUCAAGGCUGAGGCGACAAAGGUCAAGAAACCGGUAGUGUCUAGAGCAGAGCCGUCUUCAUCCUCGAAGUUGGGCGCCCUCCUUCAAGAGAUCUCCAUGCCCAAGAAGCAACCAGCUGCUUCAACGACACCCGAGGCAGUGCCCGAGAAAUUCGAGACGCCUGAGGAGAAAGAGAAGCGGCUCCGCAAGGAGAAGCGGCGCCAUUUGCGAGUCAGCUGGAAAGAAGGCGACGAGUUGACACAGGUCCGUGUCUUCCAGAAGGACAUCGAGGAGGACGAAGGCAGAGAGGACAACAUGAUCCGUGACGCUCGCGACGACCGGUCCGAGGGCAUGGUGCUCAAGCAGAGCCUGAAACAGGGAGGCAUGGACGUGGACGACGAUGAGGAGGAGGAUGACGACAUUCUAUAUACGCCUUGGGUCGCCCCCACUCCUUUUGAUCUAUCAUCAUUGCCUGCAGAGAAGCGCGAGAAGAACUACAUCACGCGCGGCGGUACUUUGCCAAUUCGAACUCAGCAGCAGAAGGAAAUGCAGGAUCGCGAGAACAAUGUUCUCAUGGUCGUCUACACAGCAGCUUCGGACAUCCCGCCCACUCCUAAAUCGCCGGCCCAAUCCUACAACGACCCUCAGCAGCCGAAGCCUCCACCCGGCGUGCAUCUACCGACAAACGACCCCAGGUAUUACGAAUUCCAUCAACGGUGGACGGAGAACCAAAGGUUGGGCAGCUCCUGGGCAUCACACAACGCGCUCCAGCGAGCAGAGAGCCGACAGAUGGGUGGAGCUGCGAGAGGACUCGGCACUGGUCCUCAGGGGUCUACUGGCCAUAGCGGCAAGCCCUUCUUCCCAUGGCCAUCCGCCAAGAGAUCCGAAGAGGUCUUGUCGCUUCUGCAGUCUGAUAGAGUCAAGAAGUGGACCACCUCUAAGCCGUACGACCCUAACAAUUCCAGAACGAUCCGUCGUCACGAUUAUCCCGACCCAGCCGUUCAGGCUGCUGCGGAUGGUGUAGAGACUGUUGCUGCCCAGUUGAAGGGCCAGCCAUUCCCUGCCACGGAGCCACCCUCUUAUAUCACCGACCCGGCGCGUGUCAAGGAGUGGUACGAAGGAUACAAUCGUGAACAGGAGCGCAAGCAGGCCCUGCAUGCUCCGUCAGCCGUUCCGGCGGCUGCUUCGCCAGCUGAUUAUGCGGCUAUGGUCGAGUACUAUUCCAAGCUCGGCUACGCAAUCCCACAGCCUCCGACGACUCAGGUACAGCUGCCUUAUGAUCAGGCCUAUGCCCCGUACUACAACCAGCAAGCCCAGGCUGCACAGGUAUCCGCGGCUCAGCAGCAAGCCGGAGGCGAUGCCAAUGCUCAGCUUCAGGCACUUAUGGCGACACUCGCUGGAACGGGCGCUCAGAAUGCAUAUGCUGCUCCAGCAGCUCUGGCUCCACCGCAGCCAGACCCCAGCAACGAUCCUCAGGUUCAGGCUCUUUUGGCUAGUCUGGGUUCGGGUGUCCCGCAAGGCCAAAUCCAGUAUCCCGGUCAGCCAGCGAUGCCCGUACCGAACACCAAUGAUCCUGCCCAGCAAGCCUACUUGGCCGCUUUUGCCCAAUGGGCCGCCGGCCAGCAUGCUGCUGGCACUCCUACGCAGCAGCAGGCCGUCGCACCGCCUCCAGAUGGUCCCAUUCCAGGCCAGCAGCAGCAGCAGUCCAAGAACUUUGGCAACGAGUACAAGCAGCAACGCGAGCAGCCAGACUCGCGCGACUCGGGCAGCGGCGGCCGCGGCCAGGGCCAGCAGGGCAAGCACCACGCCCGGGAGGCUCGAGAGGCCAAGCAGGCGCGCGAGGCCAGGGACUCGCAGGACCCCUCGAUCCCGAGCCACCUCCGCGGCAUCAACCGGAACCUGAUCGGCACGAAGCCGUGCACUUUCUGGAGGCAGAACAAGUGCGCCAAGGGAGACAAGUGCACGUUUCGCCACGACUGA
Molecule: messenger RNA, 4320 nt
Organism: Thyridium curvatum
Lineage: Eukaryota; Fungi; Ascomycota; Sordariomycetes; Thyridiales; Thyridiaceae
Exons: 1
Coding region: 1-4320 (1439 amino acids)
Molecular function (GO): metal ion binding
Source: RefSeq, a predicted model, not a curated record